CCGGGCCCUGCUCAUCGGCCCCGCCCCGCCGCAGUUCCGCUUCCGGUUUUCUUCCGCUUCCGGCUGCGGUUCCGGUUCCGGUACGGGUGCCGCCAUGCCCGAGGCGCUGUCGCUGCUGUGCCGGGUGUCCGCGCACCCCGAGUCCCGCUGCUGGGCCCUGGCCUGGAGCCCCAGCGGGGCCCUGCUGGCGUCCUGCGGCGGGGACCGCACCGUGCGGAUCUGGGGCCGCGACGGCCCGGGCUGGACGUGCCGGGCGGUUCUGGCCGAUGGACAUCAGCGCACCGUGCGCAGGGUGGCCUGGUCGCCCUGCGGCCACUACCUGGCCUCGGCCAGCUUCGAUGGCACCACCUGCGUCUGGAAGCGCCAGGAGAACGACUUCGAGGUGGUGGCCACGCUGGAGGGGCACGAGAACGAGGUGAAGUCGGUGGCCUGGGCACCCUCGGGGUCACUGCUGGCCACCUGCAGCCGGGACAAGAGCGUCUGGGUCUGGGAGGUGGACGAGGAGGAGCAGGAGUUCGAGUGUGUCAGUGUGCUCAGCGCUCACACACAGGAUGUCAAACACGUGGUGUGGCACCCCAGCCAGGAGCUGCUGGCCAGUGCCAGCUACGAUGACACGGUGCGCCUGUACCGCGAGGACGAUGACGACUGGGUGUGCUGUGCCACCCUGGAGGGUCACACGUCCACCGUGUGGGCAGUGGCCUGGGAGCGCUCCGGGCAGCGCCUCGUGUCCUGCAGCGAUGACCGAACCCUGCGCGUGUGGCAGCGCUCCGAGGGACAGGGACAGGGACAGGGCAGUGGCACGGAGCCCAGCUGGAAAUGUGUGUGCACCCUGUCCGGGUACCACGGGCGCAGCAUCUACGACGUGGCCUGGUGUCACCUGACGGGCGCGGUGGCCACGGCGUGCGGCGACGAUGCCGUGCGGGUGUUCGAGGAGGUGGCCCCGGUGGCCCCGGGGUGCCCGGUGACCUUCGGCCUGGCCGCCCACGUGCCACGGGCACACGCCCAGGACGCCAACGGGGUGGCCUGGCACCCGCGGGAGCCGGGGCUGCUGGCGUCCUGCGGGGACGACGGGGACAUCGCCUUCUGGCACUACCAGCGGCCCGAUGGCCUCUGAGGGACGCGGCCAGCAGCGCCCCCGGGAGCCUCCCCGGCUACCGGGACCCUCCCGUGGCCACCGGGAUCACCCCGUGGCCUCCGGGAUGUCCCAGGGGCCUCCAGGACGUCUCGGUGUUCUCAGGAUCCCCCAAAUCCUCCAGGACCCCCCAGGUUCUCCAGAACUUUCCCAGGACCCUCCAGCGUCCCCCAGGUCCCCUUCACAUCGUCCAGGACCUUCCCAAGUCCUACAAGACCCUCCCGGUGUCCCCCAGAAUCCCCCAGAUCCUCCGGUGCCCCCCAGGUUCUCCAGGACAUCUUCCAGCACCUUCCCGAGUUCCAGAGCCCUUCCAGGUGUCCCCCAGGUCCCCCCUCCGUGUCCCCGUCCCAUCUCCCUCCCCAGCUGGGUUUGUGGGGUCGGGAUGGGGUUUGGGAUCCCUGCAGGAUUUCCUGGCCCAAAGCCAAUAAAUCCAAGGAU
This is a messenger RNA of Cinclus cinclus, 1570 nucleotides long. It is a transcript of the gene CIAO1, whose product is annotated as cytosolic iron-sulfur assembly component 1. Bases 95 to 1114 code for a protein of 339 amino acids. Gene Ontology annotation, biological process: iron-sulfur cluster assembly. Gene Ontology annotation, molecular function: protein binding. Gene Ontology annotation, cellular component: cytosolic [4Fe-4S] assembly targeting complex. NCBI's taxonomy places the organism in Eukaryota, Metazoa, Chordata, Aves, Passeriformes, Cinclidae. The transcript is spliced from 7 exons. The record is from RefSeq and is a predicted model, not a curated record.